AUGGCAAGCUUCGACGUCGCAAGCCUCAUCCUACUCAGCCUACUUGUCAUUGUAACCUUGCCGAUCGUGCUUCGCCAGCUGUACGACGCCCUAACCCUCGACGAAGACGAAUACUUCGCGAAAUAUGGACUACCCACAAUAGACAGCGUCGCAACCGCGCACAAUGAGUACCUCAAGAUGGCACGGGAUGGCCUCAUGCCAAUUCCGAGACUGACCUCCGAGCACCUCGCUCAACCCAAAUCCAGCAUCUUCUUGACUACAGAAGGAACACAUGCAGGCCCUCAACAUCGACGCAUGCCGCACUAG
Molecule: messenger RNA, 306 nt
Organism: Mytilinidion resinicola
Lineage: Eukaryota; Fungi; Ascomycota; Dothideomycetes; Mytilinidiales; Mytilinidiaceae
Exons: 3
Coding region: 1-306 (101 amino acids)
Source: RefSeq, a predicted model, not a curated record